Anopheles merus is the source of this 3316-nucleotide messenger RNA. RefSeq names its product WW domain-containing adapter protein with coiled-coil homolog. The transcript is spliced from 12 exons. NCBI's taxonomy places the organism in Eukaryota, Metazoa, Arthropoda, Insecta, Diptera, Culicidae. Gene Ontology annotation, cellular component: nucleus. The coding region runs from base 190 to 2895 and encodes 901 amino acids. Gene Ontology annotation, biological process: regulation of autophagy; positive regulation of TORC1 signaling. Gene Ontology annotation, molecular function: RNA polymerase II complex binding; chromatin binding. The record is from RefSeq and is a predicted model, not a curated record.
CGCACUAUGUCUAUUUGAACGGUUACGCACAUAGCUAUGUAUUUCUUACGUUGUUGAAUUGUUCGUCUUAUUAUUCUCGGGAGAUGGCGGCGUAGUGUGAAAACUUCUAUAGUGAAAAUUCAAAAAAGUGAAUUUAGUGAAAAACGCGUGUAAGGACUAGGAACGCGGAAACAAUAUUUACGUUAUUAAAUGGUAAUGCAUGCCAGGAAACCGCAACGUUUGCUAAGCGAUGGAUAUCAUCAGUCUCAUCAGUAUCAGAACACAAAAUAUAGUUCCUCCAAAAGGGACUAUGAACGCGAAUCUUCGUCUAGAUCCACUUGUUAUAAUCGGGAUCGGGAUAAUUCACCAGCUGGAGGAACAAUAAAUGGUAGACGUGACCGUGACCGUGACCGUGACCGUGACCGUGACCGUGAUCGUGAUCGUGAUCGUGAUCGUGAUCGUGAUCGUGAUCGUGAAAGAGAAAGAGAUCGUGAUCGAUAUCAAUCAUCUGGGUACGCAAUGAGUAAACUGCGUGACAAGGAACGCGAUCGAGAUUAUAAAAAAGAAAAAUAUUCAGACUGUUCUCGGUCACCUAAGAGAGGCCGCAGUGAAAGAGACAUAGAUCAUCGUGUAAUGCACGAUAGGAGAUUUAAAAUGACGACAUCUUCACUCCUCGAUAAACGCGGAACUUCUAGUGAUGAUCGCGAACGUGAACGAAUUGAACGAGAUAGAGAUCGCGAACGAGAUCGUUUACGAGAACGCGAGCGCGACAGAAGCGGUGGUGGUAAUAUCGGUGGUAUCGGAGGUAAUGCUAAUACUAGCAACAACAUGGGAGUACUAGGCAGCAUUUCAGCGACUAUAAUUGCCAAUGCGCUUAAUAGUGGAAAUUCUAACAGCAGUAUGAUAAGCUCUUCUGUAAAUACUCCUGCUGGUAAUACAAGCAGUAGUGUUGGAGGUAACAUAUCUGGAAAUAGUAUCAACCAAAGCAACGAUCGAGAUCGUGUGAACCGUGUUGGAGAUUGGAGUGAACAUGUUAGCUCAUCCGGAAAAAAAUAUUACUAUAACUGCAAAACAGAAGUAUCGCAAUGGGAAAAGCCUCGCGAGUGGAUAGAGAAAGAAAGUCGUGUGUUAGUUAAGGAGCAGCAGCGGGAUUAUCGAGAAAAAGAUCGCGACCGUGAUAAAGAUAGGUGCGGAGAAAAAGAACGUGAUGAACGCUAUACGUCAACUAUAGUAAAUCGUUCAUCCGCUUCAGCAUACGGAAAACAUUCCAGCAGCAGUAGCAGCAGUAGCAGCAAAAAUAAUUCUCGAGGACGAUGGCAACCCUUAGAAAACCAAUUAGCUUCUUCAAGAAGGCGAACCAUCGAGGAAGAAAAUCCGGACAUGGAUAUCAGUCCUGGUGACUCUACACCAACCUCGGAUGCUAGUUAUUCUCACUCUAGUACACCCACUGCUGGUCUAUCUCAAAUAGGUUCCCAGCAUUCACAGACAAAUAUUGGUAUAUCUGGUGGAAGUGGCAGUACAAACACAACAGCUAUCGCUGUUUCGAGUAGUUUAACACCGAUGUCAUCAUCUGUGAUUGGAUUAAACACCGCCGUUGGAAACAACAGCAAUGCGGUUUUGGAAGGUGUUAACCAUAACUUACCUGGUCUCUUGCCACGAAUGGUGUCCAACUCUGCAGUUAACCAAACAUGCGCUUACGCACAGUCGACGGCACCACAAGGUGUAGUGUCCUCAUUUAAUCCAACUUCAUGCUCUUCCUUGGGGGUGAGUAUGCUGUCUCCAGCCUUGCAUCACGCCACGCAUAAUUCUGGUACUGCUGCUUCGACAUUAUCGUGUACACAAGCAUGCCCACCAGAUGUAGGAAUUCUCAGCUCUAAUGCCCCAGGACCUUCAUCAUCACUUACGUCAUCGCAGCAACAAAAUGUUUCAACUCAUUCAGUAACACAACAACAAGGCUCUACAAUUAUGCAACAGAUCACUCAUGUGCAACAGCAACCGUUACAUUCUCAACAUUUCACGCAGUCUUCCAUCCAAGCAUCAUCUGCUAGCAGUGGGACAGUCAUCAGUGUCACAACAUCGUUAGCAGGAUUACCCAAAAUUCUUUCUCAGAUUACUGGAAACAAAUCCAUAGAACAGAAUGACCUUAAUCCACAAAAGGCCUUGCAAACUAUCAAUAAUGCGUUAAUGAUGCAGUCCCGGCAACAGAAUCCCAGUAUUGUGCAUGAUAUAGGCAACAGUCCUUCAAUGUUGAUUAAUUUAAGAGAGCAUGCAUUACAAUCGCCACUUUACAACGUAUCUAAUUUAUCGCAUACUGUCCAUUCGUCUUCUCUUCCAAUUGGAUCGGCAAUUCUUUUAAAUCACAGCACACAACACAAUAAUACAUCCAAUAGCCAAUCGAAUAUGAUAAACAACAUGAACUUGGGAGGAUGCAGUAGUGGUAAUACAGCCCUUACGAGUGAUGGACCUCCGACCCCUACGCAAGAGCUUGAUUUGCCAUUGGUAGAUCAUAGAAAAAUAGAUGGAUUGGGUAACGUUGUGGUGACAUCGACUACGUCCAGCUCCGUAUGCAGUCUACAGAGCGUCAUGGCGUCAUCUCAAUGCGGCCGAUCUCAGGGUCCAAAUUUAACGCCUAGCUUAGCAAAAUAUUUCCGUGCCGAUCUUAUAUCUCACGUUACUGGAUGGCCAUCAGAAAUAUUGGAAAAGACGAUUCAAAAACUUUCCGAGGAAGCACAUAUUUUAGGAGAUUUACAAUGCAGCAAAGUAUCUGCUGAGUUAAAAUGUGCAAGAAGUUUAGUUAGAAUAACCGAAAUUACUGCAACCCUGCAAGAACAGAAAAUAAUGUAUCUGCGUCAGCAAAUUCGUAGAUUAGAAGAAUCUAAGUCGGAAAAUUCAUUUAUGUCAUCAGAUGAUCUUUAGCAUAGAUAAAAUGGAUGCUAUAUGUGUAACGAGACAUCAGUAAAGGCAGUGGAUAUGCAAUUAAAAUUUGUAAUUAAAUUAAGGGAACUUGAAUGUAAAGGUUACAUUGCGUACAUAAUACAUAAUUCUGAAUAUGUUCAACCGAUGUUGACACAAAUAUACGUAUUCAAUUAGAAAUGAAAAACAAAUGCUGUUUUGAGAAUAUAUUUAUUAUGCCAAAAAAUCGAUGAAUUACGUUUGUGAAUUUAAUUUAUGACAGCUUCCCUAACUAAAUAUAUUAGAACGUCGAUUAUCCGGGUAGCUCGGGAAAGGGCGGAUGCCGGUUAAUCGAAUUCCACGAAUAAUGGUCCAAGAAAUGUCAAAUUCAUAUAAAAAUUCAUCUAACCGUAGCAAUAGACGAUGCGCAAUCUCAGAUUGCGCA